AUGCACUUCCCGGUUCCCGCAUACAAAGAGGGGAAGCUGGCCCUAUCGCCUGACAUGGUGGCACUCAUUCUCCGGGCCAUCCUCGACUCGGACGCCCAGCCGGUGUAUAUCCAUUGCCUGAGUGGCAUUGAAGUUGUCGGCGCGGUCAUUAUCUGCUUGCGAAAGCUGGAAAAUCUCCCCCAAGGCUUUGCCCUGAGCGAGUUCCUCCGGUUCUCUGCCGGCAAGUCGGUGGAGCCGGAGUUUGCCGACCUCUUCAAGGCCUUCGACCCGUCGGUGGUCGCUGCCCCAGCAAAGUGCCAGGCGGAUGAUGCCCAGGGGUGA
Fonticula alba is the source of this 321-nucleotide messenger RNA. RefSeq lists its product as hypothetical. Gene Ontology annotation, molecular function: phosphatase activity. The transcript is spliced from 3 exons. The record is from RefSeq and is a predicted model, not a curated record. NCBI's taxonomy places the organism in Eukaryota, Rotosphaerida, Fonticulaceae. The coding region runs from base 1 to 321 and encodes 106 amino acids.